Molecule: messenger RNA, 1286 nt
Organism: Rhodamnia argentea
Lineage: Eukaryota; Viridiplantae; Streptophyta; Magnoliopsida; Myrtales; Myrtaceae
Exons: 9
Coding region: 13-1014 (333 amino acids)
Biological process (GO): regulation of DNA-templated transcription
Cellular component (GO): nucleus
Source: RefSeq, a predicted model, not a curated record
AACGACGCACAAAUGGGACAUGCUCCGGCCCCGUGCGACUACGAAGACCUCAGAAAUGCUCGGAUCCUGGAGAACCAGGCUCGGUUGGCGUCUUUGGGACUGCAAAAGACGAUUCGCGAACUCCGCUCUCUAGCUUCAUCGGCGAAGCCGGUUAGGGAAUAUCGAAAGAAGGUGUACUCCAUCGGUUCAUUGCGUCGCUCUGAACGAUUGAGCGGGAAGCCUGCUUUGAGAAGUGCUUCAGUGCAGGUGCGUCGGUCGGACCGCUUGAUAGGGAGAUUUACUGCCGACACAAAGUCGGAGAAAGUUGAAAUUAGCCACCUGCGUCGUUCCAAUCGGUUGAAACCUAUCGCUGCUGAGUUGGUGUCAAAACAACCCACAGCAUCAGAUUCUCCAAACGGCUCAUCCGGAUUAUCACUCGAAGCUCUUUCUAUGAGGGUUAAUGAGAAAACAGGGAGUGGCCAUGAAGAAGGUGGAGAGUUUUGGUCUACCGGAGGUAAAAGCAUCAGGCCUGCCAAUAAACCACUGCUGAAACUACAGGGCUUAAAGUAUCAUCUUUCAGCUGACGCUUCUUCCAGACGUUGCGAUAGCAAGGGCAGAGGCAGCAUCUAUGAUCCCCUCUUUGGAAUUUCUUGCCAUUUCUGCAGGCAGAAGAAAUUGUGCGGUGAAGAAGAUUGCAAACGGUGCGGUGAUCUUGACAUGGAUGAACCAUGUAUAGGAAAGACAGAUUGCUCAGUUUGUCAUUCUGCCAUCGGUGUUCUGUGCCGUGGCUGUCUCAAGGUUAGAUAUGGCGAGGAGAUGGAGGAAGUAAGAGAAAAUAAAGAUUGGAUGUGCCCUCACUGCGUUGAAGCAACUGGAUCAAAUCCAUACUGGAUAUGCAAUAGUUCAAUAUGCUUGAAGAAGCAAAAUAGGGCGCCGACAGGAAUUGCAGUAUACAGAGCUCGGGCAAUGGGAUACAAGUCCGUGGCACAUCUUCUAAUGGACGAGCUCCAACGAGCCGCAAAGCGCAAGCGAUGAUGGCGUGACGGGCCUCGCAAAGCGAUGGAUUCUGAGGUCAAAUUGCGGAGAAAGACCAGUAACAUGAGAGCCUGGCUAGAACAUUUUGGCGAUCGCCUUGUGUUUUGGAUCACAUUUAAGUUAAGACAGCUGUGCACUCUACAAUGAAAGGAUGGUCCUAGCACUGCUGUAACCAGCUUAAACCGUUUUUGGCUUUUUCACCUUGAUUUUGUUAUUUUACGAACAUUAUCUUCUCGAUCCCUUUCUCAAUGCUAAGGUGAAAUUUGAUGAAA